Molecule: messenger RNA, 2335 nt
Organism: Gekko japonicus
Lineage: Eukaryota; Metazoa; Chordata; Lepidosauria; Squamata; Gekkonidae
Gene: NPY2R
Product: neuropeptide Y receptor Y2
Exons: 4
Coding region: 407-1567 (386 amino acids)
Biological process (GO): G protein-coupled receptor signaling pathway
Cellular component (GO): membrane
Molecular function (GO): neuropeptide Y receptor activity
Source: RefSeq, a predicted model, not a curated record
CUCUGCAUGGAAGAAAGAGUUGAUGGGCUGCAGCUCCUUCAUUUUCAUUUGCUGACUUCAUAGCCCACCCUGAUGGAAUCCAAGGCAGCACUGGAACUCCCAGGAGGUCUCCCACUCCAGGACUGACCAGGUUGGGAGAGCUUCCGCAAGCUUCCACUCCACUCUUAUCUUCCUCACUGGCAGCUUGCCUUCCUUUGAAGAAUGUAUAAGGAGGCAGUCUUAAAUUUCCUUAUUUGAAACUGUCAACUGAUACCAUCUAUGUAAAGUGCAUUCUUGGACCUCCGCCAUUGUUGCCAACAUUGAGACACAACUUUUCCAGCAUGUACAGAGAUGUAAUCUUUCCAGCUUGAAGAGCCUCAACAAAGGUAAAUCUUUACCACAUGUUCUGAACUGAGCUACAGAGAACAUGGGGCCAAUGGGACGAGCAAAGACUGAAGGGAACCAGACAAGCCUCUCUGCCAUGGAGCUGUAUGCCAGAAUGAACUUGCUGGGCUUCACCGUCCCCUACAGUGAUCUCCCUGCUGACUCUGAACGAGGGCUGAAGGACAGCACCAAGAUGGUGGAGGUGCAGAUCAUCCUCAUCUGUGCCUACAGCACUAUUAUCUUGCUAGGGUUGUUGGGCAACACGCUGGUGAUUCAUGUAGUGAUCAAGUUCAAGAGUAUGCGCACUGUGACUAACUUCUUCAUUGCCAACUUGGCCGUGGCUGAUCUGCUGGUGAACACACUCUGUCUGCCUUUUACCUUAAUUUAUACCUUGCAGGGAGAGUGGAAGCUUGGUCCGGUCCUGUGUUACCUAGUGCCUUACGCUCAAGGUCUUGCCGUGCAGGUCUCUAUUGUUACUUUGACUGUGAUAGCCCUGGAUCGGCACCGGUGCAUUGUGUAUCACUUGGAGAGCAAAAUCUCUAAGCGGAUCAGCUUCCUCAUCAUUGGGGUGGUCUGGGCUGGCAGUGCCCUGUUGGCGAGUCCCUUGGCCAUCUUCCGGGAGUAUUUCUCCAUUGACAUCAGCCAGGAUGUCAAGAUGGUGGUCUGUGCAGAAAGCUGGCAGAGGGAAGGGAAAGUGAAUUAUGGCACCAUCUACAGUGUCUCGAUGCUCCUGAUCCAAUACGUCUUGCCUCUGGCGAUCAUCAGCUAUGCCUACAUCCGUAUUUGGAGUAAGCUAAAGAAUCAUGUCAGUCCCGGGUCAGGGAAUGACCACUACCAUCAGAGGCGUCAUAAGACCACCAAAAUGCUAGUCUGCGUGGUGCUGGUGUUUGCGCUCUGCUGGUUGCCUUUUCACAUCUUUCAGCUUGUCAGCGACAUUUACAGUAAAGUGUUGGAUCUUGCUGAGUACAAACUGAUCUAUACGCUCUUUCAUGUCAUCGCAAUGUGCUCAACUUUUGCCAAUCCCAUCCUCUAUGGCUGGAUGAACACCAACUACAGAACAGUUUUCCUGACAACUUUCCAGUGUGAACAGCGUCUGGAUUCUAUCCACCCCGAAGUAUCACCCGCACUUAAAGCCAAGAAAAAUCUGGAAGUGAAAGAGAAGCAUUUCAAUGGGUCCCCAUUCUCAGAGCCUACUAAUGUCUAAGAAAGCUGAACAAAGAGGGGGGCUGCAUAAGUGGAGGGAGAUGUGUUGUUGAUGUAUGUAGAUCAUAAACUUACAAGCUGGAGGAAGAGCUGAGAAAUUAUCUCUCCAUAUUUCCAAAAGAAGUGGCCAAUUGUCAUUAUAUAUAUGUUUCAAAGAAAUAUUAAGAGAUUUGGUUUAUGAUUACCUACAGUCAGCAUUAGAAGACUGUCAUCCUUUGGUACAGAACUUAAUGAAUCAGAGAAGCAAGGGUUUACCAUUUAAAAAAACAAACAAAACAGGUGGAGCGAAGGGAGGGACGCAGGCAUUCUUCUAAUGAAUACUGGAUGCUGGGGCAUAGUACAGUCAGGUAUCAAAGUGCCCUCUGGUGGCAAUGAUAGGAAUUGCUGUUGAAACUCAAGCACCAUAUCUUUCCUCACCCCUCACUCCAAGAAGAGGGCAUCCCCAAAGGCUGGACACUUUAUUUCUCUCCCCCCCCCCAAUUUAAACAAAGGCAGACUUCCUCCAGAAGCUACAGUUAAGGUCAGACUCACAAGCUAUUCAUGGUAAAAUACUGGAGGGCAAACUUCAGAGUUAGAGCUUGGACUGCUAUUUGUGCCACACUUGAAGGCUGUCUAAUUAAGGUGGUUUCCAGGCCGGCCUGUUUUGUGCACCUGCUCCUCAUAGCAGAACAGGCGAUGGUUUUGUUUGCAUCACAUCUCCCAGUUUCAUUUAAGGCUUCCUUUCUGGAAGGAGAAAACUGGGAGAAUUCUGCACAAAAGCUCAUACUUC